Messenger RNA from [Candida] anglica, 1716 nucleotides. The record is from the annotation of a GenBank genome assembly. NCBI's taxonomy places the organism in Eukaryota, Fungi, Ascomycota, Pichiomycetes, Serinales, Debaryomycetaceae.
AUGGAAGAUAAGAAUAUCUCCACCGUUAAAUCAAGUUCAAUUAGAACCGGAAUUUAUCGUUCCAAUUCCGCCCAUUAUGCACUUUCAAUUGCAAACUCAAGAAUUAUCAAUUAUGAUGAAAAGGGGAACCCUUUAUCAUUCGAUGAUUCCACUGAACCAUUUGAUCCAGAAACCCUUGAACGGGGGUUGAAAUCUAGACAUGUCCAACUUAUUGCCUUAGGUGGUUGUAUAGGUACCGGUCUUUUCGUCGGUACUGGGUCCGCCUUAUCCACUUGUGGUCCUGCUCCAUUACUCAUAUCUUAUAUGAUUAUGACUACAAUUAUAUUUUUCGUUAUGAAUAUGCUUGGAGAAAUGACCACGUUCUUACCCUUACCUGGUAAUGGCCCUCAAGCGUUUGUUUCCAACUAUUUUGAUCCUUCCUUGGGGUUUGCUACGGGUUGGAAUUAUUGGUAUACAUUUGCCAUUUUAAUUGCUGCUGAAGUUACUGCUGCUGCCAUCGUGAUUGAAUAUUGGAUAACCUCGGUCAAUUUAGCAGUUUGGAUUACCAUACUUUUAGCAAUUGUAGUUGUUAUGAAUUUUUCUGGAGUUAAAUAUUUCGGUGAAGCUGAAUUUUGGUUUGCCUCUUUGAAAUUGAUUGGAAUCACUGGUUUAAUUAUUGUUGGAAUUGUUAUAUUUUUCGGUGGUGCUCCAACCCACGAUAGACUUGGUUUCAGAUAUUGGAAAACCCCAGGAGCUUUCCAUGAUCAUUUAGUAGCUGGGAACACUGGUCGUUUCUUAGGGGUGUGGACUGCGUUGGUCAAAUCCGGAUUCGCCUUUAUUUGUUCUCCUGAAUUGGUUUCUGUUUGUGGUGCUGAAUCAGUGUCUCCUCGUAGAAAUAUCCCCAAGGCUGCCAAUAGAUUUAUUUAUAGAUUGGCAUUUUUCUACGUCUGCGGUACUUUGGUUAUUGGUGUUAUCGUUCCAUACAACAAUGCGAGAUUAAUGCAAGGUGGUUCUGAUGCUAGUGCCUCACCAUUUGUCAUUGGGAUUAAAAAUGCUGGUAUUCCAGUAUUGGACCAUAUCAUUAAUGCGGUGAUUUUAACUUCGGCAACAUCUGCUAGCAAUUCAUAUUUAUACUCGGCAUCAAGAAUCUUAUACGGAUUGGCAAGAAACAAUCAAGCACCCAAAAUAUUUACCAAGGUUAACAGAAUGGGUGUCCCAUACUAUGCGGUUGGAAUGUCAUCUCUUUUUGGAUUAUUGGCUUACUUAAACAUUUCUUCUGCUUCUUCGAAUGUUUUCACUUGGCUCUCAAACAUGUGUACCACAUCAGGAUUCAUUGCAUGGUUAUGUCUCUGCAUGGCAUAUAUUCGUUGGAGAAAGGCAAUUGACUAUCAUGGACUUUCAGACAGAGUCACUUAUCGCACCAUUUUGCAACCAUAUGGUGCUUAUUAUGUGUUUGGGUUCAUCUUUGUCUUAACUUUGACAAAUGGUUACGCCGUGUUUUUUGAUUUCAAUGCUGCUGAUUUCGUGGCUGCUUACAUCACUUUCCCUAUAUUUGCUGCUCUCUACUUUGGCCACAAGGCAUACAACUAUUUUGUUAAUGGUCAUAAAACUUGGGCUAACCCUCUUGAAAAAAUCGAUUUGUUCACAGGUUUGGACUUGAUUGAAGAAGAGGCUGCAAAUGAUCCGGAAAGAAUUCCUAAUGGAUUUUUACAGAAAAUUUGGUACUGGAUUGCCUAA